CAGAUGAAAAACGGUGUUUGGAGCCCACAAACAUCGAAGCGGACCGUUCGCCCCGAUAACCACAGGCUAAACUUUGGCUUUCAGAACCUGCAUCUUCAGCCCUUCGCGUUGAGGAGAGUCGCCGCUCCGCUGCGAUGGUGGAGGCUCCAGCUGGCUGUCUGUUUGAAGACAUCCAGUACGAGGACAUUCAAGUUGAAGCGGCUGUCGGCAGAGGGACAUUUGGAGUUGUCUUCAAGGCCAUAUGGAAAGGAAAGGAUGUAGCAAUCAAGACCAUUGAGAGUGAAAAUGAAAGGAAUGCUUUCCUUGUUGAGCUCCGCCAGCUCUCCCGGGUGAAUCACCCCAACAUCGUGAAGCUUUAUGGCUCCUGUGACAAUCCAGUGUGUCUGGUGAUGGAGUACGCAGAGUGUGGCUCUUUAUACAACCUCCUGCACAGUGCAGACCCUCAGCCCCACUACACAGCAGCCCACGCCAUGAGCUGGUGUCUGCAGUGCGCCCAGGGAGUCGCCUACCUGCACUCCAUGAAGCCAAAGGCCUUAAUCCACCGAGACCUCAAACCACCAAAUCUGCUGCUCGUGGCUCGGGGCACGGUGCUGAAGAUAUGUGACUUUGGCACAGCUUGUGAUAUUCAGACCUACAUGACCAACAAUAAAGGCAGCGCAGCGUGGAUGGCUCCAGAGGUGUUUGAAGGCAGUAACUACAGUGAGAAGUGUGACGUGUUCAGCUGGGGCAUCAUCCUGUGGGAGGUCAUCACACGCAAGAAACCCUUCGAUGAGAUUGGUGGUUCGGCAUUCUGUAUCAUGUGGGCCGUCCACAGAGGUACGAGGCCCCCCCUGAUCAAAGACCUCCCAGAACCCAUAGAGACUCUGAUGACCCGCUGCUGGGACAAGGAGCCCAGCCAGAGACCGUCCAUGGAGGAGGUGAAGAACACCAUGAACCACCUCAUGAAGUACUUCCCAGGCUCUGAUGAACCGCUCAAGCUCCCUCACCAGUCCUCAGCCAACAGGAGUGGCUCUUCAUCAGCCACGAGCACCGGGUCGUACGCUGACUACACCAUCAACAGUAACAAAAGCGAUGACAACACAGAAUGCAGGAACUCAAUGGGCAGAGAGGAAACGCUGAAGAGCUUCGAGGCCAAGUUUCCUCUACAGUUCAAACCAUUAAAGACAGCCACACUGCGGACUGGUCUGUCCAGGGUGUCAAGCAUGGACAGUCAACCAGGACGCUCCCAAAGCCCCACCUACUGCACCAGCCCUGUGACCACCACUGGCCAAUCAGAACUGAGGAUGACCUUUAGUCCUCCAGCCACCAAUGGUUUAGACAGCUCCAUGGCCUACCUGAAACUGGAUCAUCAGUUACAGCCUCUGGCUCCAUGUCCAAACUCCAAAGAGUCCAUGGCUGUGUUUGAGCAGCACAUCAGGAUGGCACAGGAGUACCUGAAGGUCCAGUCUGAGAUUGCUCACUUUGUCCGGAGGAAACAGGAACUGAUGUCUGAGCUGGAGCAGGACCAGAGGGAGCAGCAGACCUCGUCUCGAGUCAUCCAGGAGCACAGCAAGCUGCUGGAGGACAACAGCCACCUGUCGGCCUACCACCAGGGCCUGAAGAGCAAACUGAGCCUGAUCAAGAGUCAGAACCAGCACCACAGCUAGGACAGGAGGCCGGGCCACAGCAAACCAGUCUGUGUCUCCUCUGUUGGUUUUACUCUGUUUUACUGCCUGUUUCUCUGAAGGGAGGGGGGAAACACUCCAGCUCAGCGUAUCGUAGGCUAAGUCAUCAUCAUCAGAAAAUAAGACAUUUAAUUCACAACCAAACUAUGUAUCAAGACAACAUUAGAAUUAAAUUACUAGUUUGGACUACAAGUGUUAAAGUGCGACUGAAAUAUAAAUGCUCAUUUAGUUAUUUUCUGUAGAAUGAAAUCUAAGCUACAAUGAGGCCGCUGUCACAGCCAUGUUUGACAUCUGAGUGGGUUGAGUGUGAGCUGGUAUUGAAAGGACCUGUCAUGUUGUAAAAUGAAAAUGCUUAUUCUUAUAAUUGUGGCCUUUCUGACCAUACGUCACCUGCACUGUAGAGAUUUGUUCAGUCCAACUUCUGGGCAAAAAAACCUUGUGUGCCUCCUAAAGUUUAUCAAAUAAGCUUCACUUUUACAUAAAUAAUUUCAGACAUUUGUCAGUACUUCCCUAGAUUAGCUCCUCUAAAUAACUGAGGUCAACUGAGCUAGCUUGCGAAGUUUGCCCUGAUAUACAGUACGUUGUUUCGUGAAGGUGAUGAAUACAAAGGUAGCUUGACCCACAGUCAGAAAGGCCGCAGUUCUGAGAGUAAGAGCGAGGAUGGAUGGAAGCUAGUUAGCUCUGCUUGCUAACAUUAUCACCAAUCACAUCUCGCUAGCGUGAGCUCUCUUUCUUUCAUGGAUCCAGAUGUAGUAAUGACAAAUGACUGGACUGUAGGAUGACCUUUGACCUUUGACCUCAGCGCUCAGAACUUGACUGUGAUUUGAGUUACGGAUCGACGUACAGAGCGCUGAGGUCACCGAAGGUGGUGGGGCUAACUGGAAACAGCAGUUGACCCCCACCCUGGUUCAAACAUAUUUCCAGUUUAGGUUGUUGGAAAAUAAGCAAUAAAACAAACACUUUUUUUAGAGCCUGCACCAAUCAAAUUACAGUAUGAGCAUCGUAUGUCAGUGCCAAAAAUUCACACUAUAAAACACAAGAACAAUAACUAGAAUAUACAUUUCUUAGUUUUGGUGAUUCAAUUUUUAAUAUUUAUGAAACACAUUUCCUAAAAAGCAGAAUUUCAGUUUGAAUCUUAAGUUGUGAGAUAAUGAACUUAAAAAGAUUGUAGCUACCAUGUCCUCUCUCGGCCCCUGCACAUUUGGUGAUGGAGUUGGCCAUAAAAUUAUUUAGUCCCAUUCAUUCCAGUCUUUACCACUGGAGUGGACAGGGUGGGACCGAGGAGACUUAACAUGAACUUUUAUUCUGAAAGGGACUUGUAUUCAUAUAAAAACAGAACCUUGAGGCGUCAUUUAUAAGACAGCUUGCCUUUUAGCCAGUGAGUUUCAUUUUUGUUGUGUUUUCUUUUUUGAAUUGUUAAAAAGUAAUUUCAGUUGUGAUUUGUAAAUGACUUUUAUAUCUUUAGUUUAUCCCUUUUUAUUGUGUUUUAUGAAAAGAGAAGCAGCAGGGUGGGCUGUACCGUUUUAAACCAGUUUUACUGUGAAUACAUGUUACCAAAGGAGUUCUGCUGCAGAGACACGCUGCCUCAGAGCAAAAGAAAAGCUUUGUUUGAAAUGGAAAU
Molecule: messenger RNA, 3285 nt
Organism: Seriola dumerili (greater amberjack)
Lineage: Eukaryota; Metazoa; Chordata; Actinopteri; Carangiformes; Carangidae
Product: mitogen-activated protein kinase kinase kinase 7-like
Exons: 14
Coding region: 135-1646 (503 amino acids)
Biological process (GO): JNK cascade; positive regulation of canonical NF-kappaB signal transduction; protein phosphorylation
Molecular function (GO): ATP binding; magnesium ion binding; MAP kinase kinase kinase activity
Source: RefSeq, a predicted model, not a curated record